Molecule: messenger RNA, 1533 nt
Organism: Ziziphus jujuba (common jujube)
Lineage: Eukaryota; Viridiplantae; Streptophyta; Magnoliopsida; Rosales; Rhamnaceae
Product: probable CCR4-associated factor 1 homolog 7
Exons: 1
Coding region: 651-1463 (270 amino acids)
Cellular component (GO): CCR4-NOT core complex; CCR4-NOT complex; P-body
Molecular function (GO): poly(A)-specific ribonuclease activity; nucleic acid binding
Source: RefSeq, a predicted model, not a curated record
GCAAAUUUCUGACAAAACCCCCACUGUCUAUCCGAAACCUGUUAAAAAUGUAAGGAAAUAAGAAGGAUUAUCCGAAACCCAAAUAACCCCAAAAAAAGAAAAAAGAAAAAAAAAAUUAAUAAUAAAAAAAAAACUUCCUAUGAAGCUCCUUUUUCUUCCAUCUUCUUCUUCCCGAUCUCUGUAAAAUCCAUCUUCUUCCUUAUCUUAGCUAUACCCAGAAAUUAAAUAAUAAAAAAAAGAAAGAAUUUCCUAAAAGAAUACCUGAGUUUUCCGGAUAAGCACCAGAAUAUUCCCUUUUCAUUCUGACAAAAACUGUCCCGCGAUUCAAUCAUUUCUCAAAAGCUUCAAAUGGGUUUUUCAUUUCCUUGCUAUCGAGCUGCUUGAUGUAAGGUCUUGUAUUCUUAUGGUUUUAACAUAUUUGAUUGUUGAUUGCUUGGAUUUUGGAUGAUGGGUUUUCUUUUCUGAUCUUUUUUGGCUUUUCGAGAUCUCGUUUCGAUUUGGUUCGUCGUUUAUUUGGCUUCUUUUUUUUCUUUUUUUUUCCUUCCCUCUUUUGCAUAUUUUGGGUUUUUGUGGUUUUGUGGGGUUUUUGUGAUUUGCUUCAAAAAAUUUCUGCUACUUGGUGGAGGAGAAUAGGGAAAAAAAAAAAAAAAAUGUUGAUUCUGCCUAAAAGCGAUUCGAUCCACAUCAGGGAAGUUUGGGAAGAUAAUUUAGAGAGUGAGUUUGCAUUGAUUCGCAAUAUUGUAGAUGAUUACCCUUAUGUAGCUAUGGAUACUGAGUUUCCGGGUGUGGUUUUGAGGUCCGUAGGGGAUUUCAAGAACACUUAUGAGUUUAAUUAUCAAACCCUUAAGGCUAAUGUAGACCUCUUGAAGUUAAUUCAGUUGGGUCUUACCUUUUCUGAUGAGAAAGGGAGGCUUCCCACUUGUGACACUGAAAAGUACUGUGUGUGGCAAUUCAAUUUUCGCGAGUUCAAUCCCAGCGACGAUGUGUAUGCCAAUGACUCCAUCGAACUUUUAUCCCAAAGUGGCAUUGAUUUCAAGAAGAACAAUGAGAAGGGUGUAGAUGCCUAUAGGUUCAGUGCGCUUUUGAUGUCGUCCGGGGUCGUGUUGAAUGAUGCUGUUCAUUGGGUGACAUUCCACAGCGGGUAUGAUUUUGGGUACUUGCUCAAGCUGCUUACUUGCAAAAAUCUUCCAGAUACGCAGGCGGGUUUCUUUGACCUGAUCAAUAUGUACUUCCCUACACUUUAUGAUAUCAAACAUCUGAUGAAGUUCUGCAACAGUCUUCAUGGUGGGUUGAACAAGCUUGCUGAGCUGUUGGAUGUGGAGAGAAUUGGUAUUUGCCACCAAGCUGGUUCGGAUAGUUUACUCACUUGUUGUACUUUCAUGAAACUGAAAGAGCAUUUCUUUAGUGGCUCACUUGAGAAAUAUUCUGGUGUAUUGUAUGGUCUUGGUGUCGAGGAUGGAUAGAGAACUCUUUGAAAGAAAAUGAAAAUUAUGGAAUAAUAAUAAAAAACAAAAAAAUGUGUUUGUUGAAGUA